CUCUUCUCCCUGAACUACUACAGACAGUACUUUGACCUCAACACGUCCGACUUCUUCCGCAAUUGUCUCGCCAGCAUGAACCCGCUCACGCAGCCCUCGGCAGACGACUUCAACCACGUCGGAGACCUCUACGGGUCGGUGUGGAUCACAGCGUCCUUGGUCUUCCUCUUGUUCUUCUGCAACUCCUUCGCAAUCCUCCUCAGCGGCUGGUUCUUGGGUAUGGACCUCGAGACCCUGCAGAUAAACUACUUCAAAAUGAUUGUGGCCUCCAUCAACCUCUUGUACGGCUACACCUUUGUCAUCCCCGCCAUCCUCUACAUCGUGUUGAAAUUUUACCUCAAGGUGCUAUUUCUCGCUCCGUUCACAAACUUGAUCUCAAUUUACUCCUACGCAAAUCUCCUCUGUUCCCCCGCAGUCUUCCUAUCGAUCUUCAGAGGCUUCCUAGUAAACCACAACACCCUCGACAUGGUCUUGAAAUGGUCGUGUAUCGUUGUUGGCGCUCUGUUGAGCGGGUUCUCCAUCAUCUACAAGAUCAAGGUCUAUUUCACCACCAUAUUCGGGGAAGAUGAUAAAAAGUCAAUGUACGUUCUUCUCUCUUUGCUGGUGCUAGCCCAUAUAGGCUUUGCAAUCGGUGUCAAGAUCAGUUUUUUUGGC
Molecule: messenger RNA, 654 nt
Organism: Pichia membranifaciens NRRL Y-2026
Lineage: Eukaryota; Fungi; Ascomycota; Pichiomycetes; Pichiales; Pichiaceae
Exons: 1
Biological process (GO): vesicle-mediated transport
Cellular component (GO): Golgi apparatus
Molecular function (GO): small GTPase binding
Source: RefSeq, a predicted model, not a curated record